Messenger RNA from Lacerta agilis (Sand lizard), 3447 nucleotides. RefSeq names its product doublecortin like kinase 2 (gene DCLK2). Lineage: Eukaryota; Metazoa; Chordata; Lepidosauria; Squamata; Lacertidae. Gene Ontology annotation, biological process: protein phosphorylation; intracellular signal transduction. The record is from RefSeq and is a predicted model, not a curated record. Bases 53 to 2410 code for a protein of 785 amino acids. The transcript has 17 exons. Gene Ontology annotation, molecular function: protein kinase activity; ATP binding.
GGGUUUUUAAUUAUAUUGUAUUUGGCUGCGGUGUGGGCGACACGGCUCCUCAAUGGCCAGCCCGCGGAGGAACAUUGAGUUGGAGCAUUUCGAGGAGAGGGACAAAAGGCAGCAGCGCUCGAGCUCCCGUCGCGGCGGAGGGGGCAGCUCCACUUGCAGCAGCAGCUCGGGCCCCAAAGGGAACGGGCUCAUCCCGAGCCCCGCGCACAGCGCCCACUGCAGCUUCUACCGCACGCGCACCUUGCAGGCCCUCAGCUCGGAGAAGAAGGCGAAGAAGGCGCGCUUCUACCGCAAUGGAGACAGGUACUUCAAGGGCUUGGUCUACCCCAUCUCCAGCGACCGCUUCCGCUCCUUCGACGCCCUCCUCGUCGAGCUCACCAGGUCUCUGUCGGACAAUGUCAAUCUUCCCCAGGGCGUCCGCACCAUCUACACCAUCGACGGCAGCCGGAAACUAUCCAACCUCGACGAGCUGGUGGACGGUGAAAGCUAUGUCUGUGCAUCCAAUGAGCCAUUUCGGAAAGUUGAUUACACUAAGAACGUUAAUCCUAAUUGGUCUGUCAACAUAAAAUCUGUGUCAUCUCGAUCGCUCACAUCUUUGACAUCUGCAAGAAGUGAACUGAAGGAGAGCAAAGACUUCAUUAAACCCAAGCUGGUAACCGUUAUACGGAGUGGAGUGAAGCCACGGAAAGCUGUGAGGAUUUUGCUCAAUAAAAAGACUGCUCAUUCCUUUGACCAGGUGUUGACUGAUAUAACAGAAGCUAUUAAGUUAGAUUCUGGAGUUGUCAAGAGAAUUUGCACACUGGAUGGAAAACAGGUUACCUGUUUGCAAGACUUUUUUGGUGAUGAUGAUGUUUUCAUUGCCUGUGGACCUGAGAAAUACCGUUAUGCUCAAGAUGAUUUUGUACUAGAUCACAGUGAAUGUCGUGUUAUGAAAUCCUCUUAUUCCCGUUCAUGUGGGAUAUCAAGGUAUUCUGGAUCUAAAAGCCCUGGAUCUAAAAGCCCCGGACCUUCACGUCGAAGUAAAUCACCAGCUUCAGUAAAGAGGGGUGGCCAUUACUCCAGUGCUUACUCUUCAGCAAAAUCCCCAGUAAAUGGAGCUCCAAGUAGCCAGCUUUCAACUCCCAAAUCAACAAAAUCUUCUAGUUCCUCACCAACAAGCCCAGGCAGCUUUCGGGGACUCAAGAUUCCACCACAUUGUGGGUCAACUUGCAACGUGAAUGGUGUGCCUGAACUAUCUCCUUGCCUGAGUCCUGAAAGUGUGAAUGGAAACAAAUGCUCAGGGACAUCAACUAUUCUUGAGAAAUACAAAGUGGGAAAGGUGAUUGGAGAUGGCAAUUUUGCUGUGGUAAAGGAGUGCAUAGAACGGUCUACUGGGAAGGAGUUUGCACUGAAGAUUAUAGACAAAGGAAAAUGUUGUGGAAAGGAACACUUGAUUGAAAAUGAAGUCUCCAUACUGCGCCAAGUGAAACAUCCCAAUAUUAUCAUGCUAAUAGAGGAGAUGGAUACUGCAACCGAACUCUACCUGGUGAUGGAGUUGGUCAAGGGAGGAGACCUUUUUGAUGCUAUCACAUCUUCAACAAAAUACACAGAGCGUGAUGGAAGUGCAAUGGUCUACAAUUUAGCCAGUGCACUGAAAUAUCUCCAUGGUCUCAGUAUCGUUCACAGAGAUAUCAAGCCAGAAAAUCUAUUGGUUUGUGAGUAUCCAGAUGGGACAAAAUCGCUGAAACUAGGAGACUUUGGACUAGCCACUGUGGUUGAAGGACCCCUCUAUACAGUCUGUGGCACACCAACAUACGUAGCUCCUGAAAUCAUUGCAGAGACAGGUUAUGGCUUAAAGGUCGACAUUUGGGCUGCAGGUGUCAUCACUUUCAUACUGUUAUGUGGGUUUCCACCAUUUCGUAGUGAGAACAAUGUGCAAGAAGACCUCUUUGAUCAGAUCUUGGUUGGAAAGCUAGAAUUUCCCUCUCCAUACUGGGAUAAUAUCACGGACUCUGCUAAGGAGUUAAUUAGUCUGAUGCUACAAGUAAAUGUGGAAGCGCGAUAUACAGCCGCUCAGAUUCUAAACCACCCCUGGGUGUCAGAUGAUGCCUCCCAGGAAAAUAAUAUGCAAGCUGAAGUAACAGGUAAAUUAAAGCAGCACUUUAACAACACACUACCAAAACAGAAUAACCCAACCGCAGGGGUUUCUGUCAUCAUGAACACAGCUCUAGAUAAAGAAAGACAAAUUUUCUGCAACAAGCGCUGUCAGGACUCUGGCCAAGCUGCUGUGGAUCAAACCACUAUGAUAAAUGCUGCAGCUCAUGAUCUUCCUGUGGUCGGGCUCAAAACUUUAUUUCCUGCUGCUUCUGAGCCACUCAAACUCUCUACGCACUCUGUCUCAUCAUGUCAUGAUGAUACUGCAGGAUUUUGAGACAAAUUCUACUGAAGUCCAUUGCUAGGUCAGGAAUUUAUCCACUACUAUUCACAUGCCCUCACUACUGUAGUUUGUUCACAUCUGUCUGAAAGAGAGGUAGGUAGUAUGUAUGUUAGCUUUUAGUACUUUGACCAUUAUAUUUGGACUUCCUUUUUUCAAAAUAAUAAUAAUUAGUGUUAAAUAUAAUUUUGAACAUUUUGGGAUGUGAAUGAAUUGAUCUGCUCUUGUGGUAAUUACAUGUUGACUUACAAACUUCUACAUAGGAAGAACCACUAAAAGGCCUUGCCCACCAAACUCUGGUCUUUAUUAAAGAUGCCAGGGGUCAACAACUGAGAAGAUGUAAUUCGUUUGUGUAACCUUAUGAAGUUCAGUUCCAGAGUUAUUCUGGAAAGGCAAGACUGGCCCUACUGGGCAAUCUGUACAAUAUUGAAAGACAACCUGAGUGAAUGUGUGCAGGGUGAGGGGACUUGUUUUCAAAAUAUUGAAACUAAAGUUUAGAAAACAUGAACUUAAACUGUGUGGCAUUGAAUACAAAAGUAAUGCAAUCAUCGGGCAAAUCAUUUUUCUCCUAUUAUUUUUUGGUAUGAAGACUGCAGUCAACAAAGCAUUUUUAAGCCGUUGUUGGUUCUGCACCAAUUCCCUCCUGGCAUUGUUAAACACUACCACAAAUUGUCUGGAAUAGAAGGCUGCUUGCAUGUCGUAUAACCUAAAUGGAGCCAUAUAUUCAAAGCAAGCCAACUAAAACAAUGAUCUACUUGGCCAACGACACAGAAUACUUUGGCCGUUUUGUGUUUUCUUCAUUAGCCCACUGUAUAACUUCAGGAAAACUGGAACUAUUUGGGAGCAGUUAUGCUAAAUGUGCAGUCAAGGUAGAUGGAUCUUUUAUCUUAAUGAUCUUUUAUCUUAAUGCUUGUUUCAGUAUUGUAUGUACUCUUGCUUAUUUCCCCUUUGCUCCUUUUAAACAAUUCUGAAUCAUUUUCUAUUAGCCUUUACCUUAGAACUGUAAGAUCUGCAAUAAACAUUCUUGAAAAGAA